Messenger RNA from Fragaria vesca subsp. vesca, 4221 nucleotides. Its product is annotated as putative phospholipid-transporting ATPase 4-like. The transcript is spliced from 11 exons. Gene Ontology annotation, molecular function: magnesium ion binding; ATPase-coupled intramembrane lipid carrier activity; ATP binding. Gene Ontology annotation, biological process: phospholipid translocation. Gene Ontology annotation, cellular component: plasma membrane. The record is from RefSeq and is a predicted model, not a curated record. NCBI's taxonomy places the organism in Eukaryota, Viridiplantae, Streptophyta, Magnoliopsida, Rosales, Rosaceae. Bases 324 to 3995 code for a protein of 1223 amino acids.
UGGACUUCACGACGGGGAGGGAGAGAGAGAAGCUUUUGUGUGCUAGUCCCUCAUUCUUUCUUUUUCCCUUUUACCCUUUUUCUUUCUGUUCCCUCCUCUUUUUCUUUCUCUCUCUAGACUUUGUGAUCUGCAGCUGCCCAAGUUUGUAUCUUUGGCCCAUUUUGAUCAGGGUUCGUCGGAAUUGGCGCCGGGGCUUCUGAUGUCAGGCAUUAGAAGGAGAAAUUGGAGAUGAGGGGUUGCCUUAAUCCCAGGGUGAGGAUUUGAAUCCUUUCUGUGAUGGGAGUGUGGCAAUUGUAAUUGGGUUUUGGCUGCAAGGGAGAUAAAUGGCUAAAGGGAGAAUAAGGGCGAGGCUACGGCGGAGCCACCUCUACACAUUCUUGCGAAAGCCAAAGGGCAAUGAGGCAGGAGGGGAACCUCACCCUAUCCAAGGUCCUGGGUACUCAAGAACCGUGCAUUGUAACCAACCUCUGCUCCAUCAAAAGAAACCAUUCAAAUACCGUUCAAAUUACAUAUCGACCACAAAGUAUAACCCGAUCACAUUCUUUCCCAAGGCACUCUUUGAGCAGUUCAGACGGGUUGCCAACAUCUAUUUUCUUUUGGCUGCCGGUCUUUCACUCACUCCUGUUUCUCCAUUUGGUCCUUGGAGCAUGAUAGCUCCUUUGGCUUUUGUUGUUGGUCUCAGUAUGGUAAAGGAAGCUGUGGAAGACUGGAAUAGGUUCUUGCAGGAUAUGAAGGUUAAUCUCCGGAAAGUACAUGUUCAUAAAGGAGAUGGUGUUUUUGGACAUAGGCCAUGGCAUAAGAUUUUGGUCGGAGAUGUGGUGAAAGUGGAAAAGGAUCAAUUCUUUCCUGCUGAUUUGCUUCUAUUGUCGUCAAGUUACGAGGAUGGGUUCUGCUAUGUUGAGACUAUGAACUUAGAUGGCGAGACAAAUUUAAAGGUCAAGAGAUGCUUGGAGGCAACCUCACCUUUGGAUGAUGACACAGCUUUCAAGGACUUCAGAGCAACAGUUCAAUGUGAAGAUCCAAAUCCCAAUCUCUAUUCCUUUGUGGGUAAUCUUGAUCAUGACCGGCAGGUUUAUCCUCUUGAACCCGGUCAGAUACUCCUGAGAGAUUCAAAGCUCAGGAAUACUAGUUAUAUCUAUGGGGUAGUGAUAUUUACAGGUCAUGAUAGCAAAGUCAUGCAGAAUUCGACCAAGUCCCCCUCAAAAAGGAGUGGAAUUGAGAAGAAAAUGGAUAAGAUUAUCUACAUCCUUUUCUUCCUCCUUUUGGUGAUCUCCUUGAUCAGCUCAAUAGGGUUUGGUGUGAAGACAAAACGCGAUACGCCAAAGGCAUGGUACUUACGACCAGACGAUGCAGAAGAUAUGUAUAGCCCCAAAAAACCUGCCGUGGCUGGCCUCAUCCAUCUGGUCACUGCUCUCAUCCUUUAUGGAUAUCUAAUACCCAUCUCUCUUUAUGUUUCAAUUGAGAUUGUGAAGGUUUUGCAAGCGAGGUUCAUUAACAAUGACAUACACAUGUAUGAUGAAGAGCAUGGAAUUCCUGCUAAUGCCCGGACAUCAAAUUUGAAUGAGGAGUUAGGCCAGGUAGACACGAUCCUUUCUGACAAAACUGGCACGUUAACCUGCAACCAGAUGGACUUUCUUAAGUGUUGCAUUGCUGGCAUUGCAUACGGUGUACGCUCCAGUGAAGUUGAACUUGCAGCAGCAAAACAGAUGGCUACUGACCUUGAGGAUCAGGACGAGCAUGAUGAAGAACUUGCCAAUGUUCCCAGGAAAAGUCAAGGUGCAUCAUGGGGAAAUGAAGUAGGAUCAGAAAUUGAGCUUGAAACCGUUGUUACAUCCAAGGAUGGUAGGGAUCCGAAACCGGCCAUAAAGGGGUUUAGCUUUUUGGACAGCCGCCUCAUGGAUGGAAAUUGGAUCAAAGAGCCCACCUGUGAUGUGAUCUUAUUAUUUUUGCGGAUAUUAGCUGUUUGCCAUACUGCAAUUCCUGAGCUAAGUGAAGAGACCGGCCAAUAUACAUAUGAAGCAGAGUCACCCGAUGAAGGAGCUUUUCUUGUUGCAGCCCGUGAGUUAGGUUUUGAGUUCUGUAAAAGAAAUCAAUCCAGUGUGUAUGUCCGCGAAAGGUAUCCUGAUCCAGAACAACCAGUGGAAAGGGAAUAUAAAAUCUUAAAUCUAUUGGAAUUCACUAGCAAAAGGAAGCGUAUGUCAGUAAUUGUGCGUGACGAAGAUGGGCAAUUAUUACUUUUCUGCAAAGGUGCUGACAGCAUCAUUUUCGAUCGACUGUCCAAGAAUGGAAGAAUUUAUGAGGAAGCUAGUACCAAGCAUUUGAAUGAAUAUGGAGAAGCUGGGCUGCGUACGUUGGCACUUGCUUAUAGAAAGCUUGAGGAAUCCGAGUAUGAUGCUUGGAACAAUGAAUUUCAGAAAGCAAAAACAUCUAUCGGGGCUGAUAGGGAGGUGAUGCUCGAGCGAGUGGCAGAGAAGAUGGAAAAAGACUUGAUCAUGGUUGGUGCUACAGCUGUGGAGGACAAAUUGCAAAAAGGGGUGCCCCAAUGCAUAGACAAUCUUGCACAAGCUGGUCUCAAGAUCUGGGUGUUGACAGGGGAUAAGAUGGAAACUGCAAUCAACAUAGGAUUUGCAUGUAGUUUGCUGCGACAGGGCAUGAAGCAGAUCUGUAUAUCAACAGCAAAUUUAGAGACGUUGGGACAAGAUGGAAAAGAGGCUGUGAAAGACAACGUUUUGAAUCAAAUUACAAACGCCUCACAAAUGAUCAAGUUGGAAAGAGAUCCACAUGCGGCGUUUGCAUUAAUUAUUGAUGGAAAAACUUUAACCUAUGCUUUGGAGGCUGAUAUGAAGCAUCUAUUCUUGGAACUAGCUGUUGAUUGUGCAUCUGUCAUAUGCUGUCGUGUUUCCCCUAAGCAGAAGGCAUUGGUAACAAGGUUAGUUAGACAAGGAACUGGGAAAACUACAUUAGCAAUAGGUGAUGGUGCAAAUGAUGUAGGAAUGAUUCAAGAAGCUGACAUUGGUGUUGGAAUCAGUGGCGUCGAAGGUAUGCAGGCUGUGAUGGCUAGUGACUUUGCUAUUGCCCAGUUUCGAUAUUUGGAGAGACUUUUGGUUGUCCAUGGACAUUGGUGCUAUAAAAGGAUUGCUCAGAUGAUCUGCUAUUUCUUCUACAAAAAUAUAGCAUUCGGUCUGACCCUCUUCUACUUUGAGGCAUUCACUGGAUUUUCGGGGCAAUCAAUAUAUGAUGACUGGUAUAUGCUAUCGUUCAAUGUUAUUCUUACCUCAUUGCCUGUCAUAUCACUUGGAGUAUUUGAACAAGAUGUUUCUUCCGAGGUCUGCUUACAGUUCCCUGCAUUGUAUCAGCAAGGAGCCCGAAAUUUGUUUUUCGACUGGUACAGAAUAUUGGGGUGGAUGGGCAAUGGUGUAUAUUGCUCUCUCAUUGUCUUCUUCCUCAACAUUAUCACCUUCAAAGACCAGUCCUUCAGAUCUAAUGGCCAAAUUGCUGAUAUGGCUGCUAUGGGUACAACUAUGUUCAGUGGCAUCAUAUGGGCUGUCAACUGCCAGAUUGCUCUGGCUAUGUGUCACUUUACAUGGAUUCAGCACUGCUUUAUUUGGGGCAGUAUUGCAAUGUGGUACUUAUUUCUCUUGAUAUACGGCAUGAUGUCGUUUUCUGGAAAUGCCUACCAGAUUCUAGUUGAAGUCCUCGGUCCUGCACCUAUCUUCUGGUUAGCCACCCUGUUAGUUACACUUGCUUGUAAUCUCCCGUACAUUGUCCACAUAGCCUUCCAAAGAAGUUUCAAUCCAAUGGAUCACCAUAUCAUCCAAGAAAUCAAAUACUACCGGAAAGAUGUUGAGGAUCAACGCAUGUGGAAGAGGGAGGCAUCUAAAGCAAGACAAGAAACCAAGAUCGGGUUCUCAGCUCGGGUGGAUGCAAAGAUCAGACAGUUGAGAGCAAGGCUGCACAAGAAGCAUACCCACGCAAACGCUAUGUCCCCUUUGUGACAAUGUGCAUGAUUUUACAGUUUUGGAAGUCUUGUUUUCUUAGGGUUUGAGGCCGAUUGCAGUUUUGUGUUGUGGCCCUUUUGUAAUUCUUUUCUUGGUAUAUUUGUUAUAUCCACUUACGUGGGGUUGGUUCAAGUCCCAUUCAUUAUAGAAAGGCGUAGGAGCUUUUGUAUGUACAAUACAUUUGUAAAAUUCAAAGAGUGAAGAUAGAUGUCAAUUUGCCUAC